Molecule: messenger RNA, 1559 nt
Organism: Spodoptera litura
Lineage: Eukaryota; Metazoa; Arthropoda; Insecta; Lepidoptera; Noctuidae
Source: RefSeq, a predicted model, not a curated record
UCUAAUAAAAUAUAAUUUUUUUUGCUGUUAAAAAGUUUACGUAAUUUUAAUGUCAUUUUUUGAAAUUGAUCAUUUUUGCUGACUGAAGGAGAGCAUUGAGUUCCAAUUUUAUAUACCGUAAAAGAAAAAUGUUACCUACUUCAAAGUAUACAAGACUUAUUCUUAGAUCUCUAUCAAAUAUAAAACAAAUAAAAACAAAACCAAAUUAUAAUUUGUGAACUUGUUAUAUACAUUUAAAAUAAGCCGUCCUAUAAAUAUGACACCGGGAAUCUGACUGUACAAUUUGCCGCGUAAGCGUGUUCGAUCCUGUCACGCUAAGUACAGGUUCAAACUAGUCAAUUGUUUGUUUCUUGCGAAUCUUGCUUGUAUUUACAUUAGUCUAUUAGUCUACGCCGAACACGUUACAUCUCGUCCCUCGAAACGAUUGUGAUUAUUUAUCGACCUAGAGUAAAAAGUGAAUUAUUUACGAGGUUGAGAAAUUAUUGAUCAUGGAUCCAGUGCAAAAGAAGUAUAAAAACGCUUUGAAGGUGUCCGAAAUUGUAGACUAUCUUCAAGAUAUUGAAGAUUUUAGUGAUGAGGAGUUGAAUGACAUUGAAAUUGCCAUAUUGCCGCCGGAUGCGGUAGAUGAAAUGACUGACAUAGAAGAAGGUCCUGACGACGAUAUGGGAGUUUUGCCAGUGUCUGAUGUAGCUGGUCAAGUGGAAUUUUCGUGCACGAUCGAUAGCGGCGCGGAAAAUCAUCCUACUCAAACCACAUCUCGUACAAGCAGGACAGUCACUUGGCGUAAGUGUGAACCAGUAUAUUCUGAAAUACAGCCGGAAUCUAAUACUGCUAAACAAUGUUUAGAAAAUAUGAUUACGCAGUUGGAAGGAAAGUCAGCGGUAGAAAUAUUCGAAAACUUGUUGUGUGACGGGAUUCUAGAAUAUAUUGUGCACGAAACUGUAUCUUACGCCAAACACUAUAAAAAUGAUUUGAACUUCAAUCUAACUAUAAAUGAGUUAAAAGUCUUCAUAGGAAUUUUGUUUUUCUCUUCGUAUCAUCACUUGCCGCAAAGUAAACUUUAUUGGUGUAGAGAUGAAGAUGUACAUAUUCCAUUUGUUGAACAGGCAAUGUCCCGUAAUCGUUUUGAUAAAAUUAAAUCCUAUUUACAUUUCAAUGACAACUCACAAAUAGAUAAUACUGACAAAGCUUUUAAAAUUCGCCCACUUAUCGAUAAAGCUAAUGAAUCAUUCCGAAAGUUUGGUAUAUUUGAAUCCAAUUUAGCUGUUGACGAAAUGAUCGUCAAAUACUUCGGUCACCAUGGAAUCAAACAAUUUAUAAAAGGAAAGGAUGUUCAAACCUCUGCAAGUCAUAACGAUGGCUUGGGUGCAACAGUGGUAAAGAAGUUGCUUGCAGUUUGUACAGCUCCCAGAGCACAUGUAGUCUACUUCGAUAACUUUUUCAGUAGCAUGCAAUUGUUGAUUGAUUUGAAAUCUCAAGGGUUCAGAGCUACAGGGACAUGUUGGGAACUGUACCCCCCACUUCUGAGGAAGUCUCAACUUCGACCACGCCACGGUUAG